This is a messenger RNA of Thrips palmi, 831 nucleotides long. RefSeq names its product thyroid transcription factor 1-associated protein 26 homolog. Gene Ontology annotation, cellular component: nucleus. Bases 82 to 537 code for a protein of 151 amino acids. The transcript has 3 exons. The record is from RefSeq and is a predicted model, not a curated record. NCBI's taxonomy places the organism in Eukaryota, Metazoa, Arthropoda, Insecta, Thysanoptera, Thripidae.
GCACUAUCCGCAGUCAUGGUUUGACAGCAGACAGCAGUCGAGUCGACAUUCGACACGUUAUUCAUUGGUUAAGUUUGUACAAUGUCACCUAAGAAUGACAAAGGAAACGCAAAAUCGUCAAAAGUCAAGUUUAGGAACAACAAAUAUAAUCACAAGAGCAAAGUUCAACAGUUCGAGGAGAAACGUCGAAAGUCAGCCCUUCACAAAUAUUAUAAAGAGCUCAAAAAAUCUGGACAGAAUGUUCAAGGUCCUGUGGGAAAAUCAGAUUCAAAAGAACCUGGCAAUAAGAGGCGCAGCGACUGGAAUCCUUAUGAGAAGGCUAAAGAAGAAUUAGCUAAACGCAAAAAAGAGAAGGCUGAAGCGAGAGCUCAAAAGGAAACUCAGAAAAAGGAAAGAGAUGAAGCUUUAGAAAAAUAUAAAAAGGAAAAAACCAGGAAGUUCGUCCAACUCAAGAAGAAGACCAAAAGGGGUCAGCCAGUAAUGGCUGGCCGUAUGGAACUCCUCCUUGAGAAAAUUCAAAAACGAGCAGGAACAUAAUUUUUAUCAUGUUUGCAUUAUGCAGAGUUAAUAACUCUGGUCACAAUUAACUAUUAAGACUUCAUGAAACAAGUCUACGUUUCUAUGUUUUGUGAUAAAUAUCAUUGUUAAAGAAUGUUUCACUUUGACAAUUUGUUAGAGGUAAGGAAUUGAAAGGACCUGUGGCUAACAGCAUUUAUUUGUUUAUUUAUUAACUCCUCAGGCAUAUCUGUGGUUACAUAUUAGCAUCAGGAACUUCAUGCAAAAAUUGUAAAAACAGCCCUGCACAAAAGUACAAAAACCAGACAUAUCGCA